Molecule: messenger RNA, 2568 nt
Organism: Cynocephalus volans (Philippine flying lemur)
Lineage: Eukaryota; Metazoa; Chordata; Mammalia; Dermoptera; Cynocephalidae
Gene: TMEM129
Product: transmembrane protein 129, E3 ubiquitin ligase
Exons: 4
Coding region: 144-1232 (362 amino acids)
Biological process (GO): protein ubiquitination
Cellular component (GO): membrane; endoplasmic reticulum
Molecular function (GO): ubiquitin protein ligase activity
Source: RefSeq, a predicted model, not a curated record
GCCGUCUCCCAGCGUGCCCCGCGGCGGCCGAGCGGUAGCGUUCACGACGGACCCAGCGACCCCCCCCCUCCACGGGACGCCCCGCCUCUUCCCCGCGCCGGGGCGGCGGCCUCGCCCGACGGCUCGGCGGCGGCGGCGGCGCGAUGGACAGUCCUGAGGUGACCUUCACGCUGGCCUACCUGGUCUUCGCCGUGUGCUUCGUGUUCACGCCCAACGAGUUCCACUCGGCCGGGCUCACGGUGCAGAACCUGCUGUCGGGCUGGCUGGGCAGCGAGGACGCCGCCUUCGUGCCCUACCACCUGCGCCGCACGGCCGCCACGCUGCUGUGCCACGCGCUGCUGCCGCUUGGCUACUAUGUGGGCAUGUGCUUUGCGGCCUCAGAGAAGCAGCUCUACUCCCCCAGCCAGGCCCCGGAGGCCUGGCGGCUCUUCCUUCUGCUGGCCGUGAUCUUCCCCUCUGUGGCCUGCACCCUGAUCUACUACUGGUCCCGGGACAGGUGGGCCCACCAUCCACUGGCUCGCACCCUGGCACUCUACGCCCUCCCACAGUCAGGCUGGCGGGCUGUUGCCGCCUCCAUCAACACCGAGUUCCGGCGGAUUGAUAAGUUUGCCACUGGGGCGCCGGGUUCCCGUGUGAUUGUGACAGACACGUGGGUGAUGAAGGUGACCACAUACCGUGUGCAUGUGGCCCAGCAGCAGGACGUGCAUCUGACUGUGACUGAGUCGCGGCAGCAUGAGCUCUCGCCAGACUCGAACCUGCCGGUGCAGCUCCUCACCAUCCGCGUUGCCAGUGCCAGCCCCGCCGUGCAGACCUUUGACAUCCGGCUGAACUCCACUGAGUACGGGGAGCUCUGUGAGAAGCUCCGGGCACCCAUCCGCAGUGCAGCCAACGUGGUCAUCCACCAGAGCCUGGGUGACCUGUUCCUGGAGACAUUCGCCUCCCUGGUGGAGGUUAACCCGGCCUACUCGGUGCCCAGCAGCCAGGAGCUGGAGGCGUGCAUUGGCUGCAUGCAGACACGUGCCAGUGUGAAGCUGGUGAAGACCUGCCAGGAGGCGGCUGCAGGCGAGUGCCAGCAGUGCUACUGCCGCCCCAUGUGGUGUCUCACCUGCAUGGGCAAGUGGUUCGCCAGCCGCCAGGACCCCCAGCGCCCUGACACCUGGCUGGCUAGCCGUGUACCCUGCCCCACCUGCCGCGCCCGCUUCUGCAUCCUGGAUGUGUGCACAGUGCGCUGAGCACCGUGUGGGUGGGGUGAGGCCUUGGGGGCCAGGCCCUGUGCCCCCACCCACUGCCGGGGGGAGUGGCUAGGCCUCCUAGGCCUCAGUAAAGGGCUCUAUUCAAGGCACACAAUCUGCAGCAACUCUCCUUUUCCCUGAGUCUGCAGUAGGAUGAGGACUUUAAAGAAGAGCUCAUAGAAAUGCACCCCCCAACUCCCAUAGUGGCCGUAGGAUGGGUCCUCAGCACCUUUUCUUUGGGAGGCCUCAAGGUAGGGGCACCUUCCUCCAGGUAGGGGCAGGUACUCCACACAGAGAACGUGGCAUUGGGUCCCUCCCUAAAGCAUUCCAAGGCCCCAGAACUGUUCUCUGGGAGACCAAGGGUCUACCCCAGCUGGCCUUCACCUGGGCCACUUGCCUUAAUUUUACAGAGCACACCUGCUCCUCAGAUCUAGAUUCAUCCAAGACUGGCCGUGGUCCGUUCUUUGGCCCGUCUUGGAGCUGGCCACUGGCCCUGUGGUGUUGGGGUCCCCUUCCCCAGCCACAGAGGCUACUUGGAGGACCCUGGGCAGAGCUUGUGGGUGGAGGGGGAGAACAGGACACCACUCUGGUAUGAGAGUAGCCCCAGGUGUGGUCACUGCGGCAGCAAGGGGCCACACCUGGGGAUGGCACCAGGAGGGUGGACCAGGGCUGCCCCUCCUCACUUCUGGGGGCCACUCACCCACUGAAGGGACACUCGCUCAGUCCUUGGUGCCUUCUGCUGCUCCCACAAAUCCAGGGAAGGCCAAGGACUCAGACUCCUGCCCCUGGGGGGGUUGAGCUGAGGACCAGAGCACUACAGCAACAUCCAGAAAACAAGUCUACCAGGGGUGCAGCACAGGGCCAGCCACUGCCCCCAGGGUCUGCCUGGUUCAGAAGAGGAUGUCCCCACUGGUCAAGGGUCUGAUGGGUAUCUUGCCCAAUUCCUGACGGUGCAGGUGGGAGGGGAGGAUGAUGGCCAGGCCUCAAGGUGCAGCUCUGACAUAGGUGUGGCCCCCAAAUCUCUAAACCUGGCUGUCGCAAGCAGGGGUGAUGGAUCCAGCUGGCCUGACUCACCCAAGGCUGUACCUAAGCCCAGGAAUUUGGAAGCAGAGAAAGCUCCGUGUGGUGGGGCCCCCUGGGGCACUCCGUAGAUGAAGGCAGACGGACAGUGGCCAGGAGCCAGACCAUUCCAAGGUCCAGAAUUUCAAGGGCUGCCAAGGAGGGGUGGGUGGUUUGGGGUUAUUUUUACUAUGAAAGAAAGUUACUUAGUUUUAUAAAGAUAAAUCUAUUGAGGCUAAAUGAUAAUGGUAUUAAAUAAAACAUAAGUCCGAAAUGA